AGCAAGAGAAACUCUUCAGUAUUGUUUGUCCCUGAACAGAGGCCUGUUCCACGCCAUGUGUCUGUUGGCGGAAACCGAACUCCAACUUUUGUGUCUGGAACAAGCUGAACGACACGCGCAGACAGCUCUCUCUCUGCGUCCAGACCACCGCAUCACAUGUGGGAUACUGGCUAAGACUCUGGCUCUUUCUGAUGAUCCAGGAAAUUGGAAAAAAGCAGUAAAUAUGGCCAAAGAGCUGUUGGCAGAAGGACAGUGUGAGUUAGCUGCGGAAGCAUUGUGUCAGGCAUAUCUACAGCUGCGACAAUGGACUGACCUAUUGACUGCCCUACCAUGCCUGAGUCAUGCUCCUGCUCUUGCUGCCUUACUGCACCUGGAGUGUGAUCAUCAAGGAGCAGGGAAGGAACUGCUUCCCACUCUUGCACAACAUACGCCUGACUGCCCAGAAGCAUGGUAUCGUAUUGGACAAUUGUACAACACAGAAUGCUCGUAUGAUCUCGCCUGCACUGCCUUUCUCAAGUGUGCAAAACUGGCACCUCAUUGGUACACUGCUUAUCUCCAACUGGGUCACAUCUACGCCAGAUCCAAUGCGACACUGGACAAAGCACAUAGCCCCACGCAGAUGGCACUGAGUGACACAUACCGAGCGUUAGGAGACGGGAAAAGUAACCUGUCACUAUUGGAGGAUAUAUCACAGAGGCCAGAGGGUCGCUGGGCCUGUGCCAGACUGGGUCUGCAGUACUGGGACCUGGGGGACACAUCAGCAGCUAUCAACUGUCUUCGAGCUGCCCUCAAAUCUGACCCUGACAACAGUCACAUGUGGGAAGCUUUGGCAGAUGCUUAUAUGGCCAGAGGAGCUAAUGGAUCUGCGUUUGAAAUCAUACCAGAAAGUCCUGCCUCCCCCCUGGCACUGAAGGGGUUGUGUGAGACUUGUUUAUACCUGGCUCGAGAACACCUCACCACCCCGGCUCAUGGGCCUUGGCACGUGACCGUCUACAGGAGGGCCUCAUUGCCAUCGCCAGAUAAUGCUGAGUGCUCGAGUCUCAGGCUUGUUAGAGACAUUGAAUGUUUUCAGACACUUACUGGUUGGGUAUCAGUUUACAUGUGGAUCGGUGGUCUGGAUCCCUACCUCGGUCGUUGGCACUAUCUCACAGUGCCUGAGGUCCUGAGGUCAAAGUCAGCUAGUGAGGCCACUCAGCAAGGUCUCCAGCUGCUACAGCUAGGCGCAACGUUGCUUGUGCCGGUGUCUCAAGCUGAUGUCAGGAGAGGGACAAGCUGCUGUGUGGCACGACCUUGCCCUCAACUACAGACAACAGGUGGAACUAUCCUGACACUAGGGACGGCAUAUGUCAACGUGCAUUGGCUGCUGCCAAGGAGAGUGUCACUCUGGAUCCAGGCAGUUGGCAACACUGGAACCAGCUCGGAAUUGUUGCUGCUUUACCAGGUCAAUUGCACCAUGGAGUAA
Homalodisca vitripennis (glassy-winged sharpshooter) is the source of this 1462-nucleotide messenger RNA. RefSeq lists its product as uncharacterized. Gene Ontology annotation, cellular component: Ski complex. Gene Ontology annotation, molecular function: protein binding. The coding region runs from base 56 to 1462 and encodes 468 amino acids. The transcript is spliced from 12 exons. The record is from RefSeq and is a predicted model, not a curated record. NCBI's taxonomy places the organism in Eukaryota, Metazoa, Arthropoda, Insecta, Hemiptera, Cicadellidae.